Hansenula ciferrii is the source of this 1689-nucleotide messenger RNA. RefSeq names its product serine C-palmitoyltransferase LCB2 (gene LCB2). The transcript has a single exon. Gene Ontology annotation, cellular component: serine palmitoyltransferase complex. Bases 1 to 1689 code for a protein of 562 amino acids. Gene Ontology annotation, biological process: sphingosine biosynthetic process; ceramide biosynthetic process. Lineage: Eukaryota; Fungi; Ascomycota; Saccharomycetes; Phaffomycetales; Wickerhamomycetaceae. The record is from RefSeq and is a predicted model, not a curated record. Gene Ontology annotation, molecular function: serine C-palmitoyltransferase activity; pyridoxal phosphate binding.
AUGUCAUUGGUAAUACCUCAAAUAGAUCUAUCAGGUCUUUCCAUCGAAGACAAGAAACAAAAUGAAUUCGGUGCUCUAACUUCAAAUGAAUAUCGUUACAAAACAAUUUCAAGACAGGGGAAACCAUUACCUGAUCCAAUUGAAGAUGAACCACCAUAUCAUGUCCUUUUCAUCACUUAUUUAAACUAUUUAAUCUUGAUUAUCGUUGGUCAUAUUAAAGAUUUCACAGGUAUUCUGUUCAACCCAAAAAAUUACCAAGAUUUAUUAGAACAAAAUGGCCUUGCUCCAUGGUAUAAUAAAUUUGAAAGUUUUUAUAUUCGUCGUAUGAAACAAAAAAUUGAUGAUUGUUUUGCAAGACCAACUUGUGGUGUCCCAGGUAGAUUAAUCACUUGUAUUGAUCGUGAUGCUCAUGAUUAUAAUUCAUAUUUUAGUUAUCCUGGUACUACUUCAACUUGUUUAAAUUUAUCAUCAUAUAAUUAUUUGGGGUUUGCACAAUCUGAAGGGGCAUGUACUCAAGCCGCUUUAGAAAUUUUGGAUUAUUAUGGUGUUGGUUCUGGUGGUCCAAGAAAUGUUAUUGGUACUACUGAUUUACAUUUAAAAACUGAAAAAACUAUAGCAAAAUUUAUUGGUAAAGAUGAUUCAAUCUUAUUUUCAAUGGGGUAUGCAACAAAUGCAAGUUUAUUUAGUUCUUUAUUGGAUAAGAAAUCACUUGUUAUUUCUGAUGAAUUAAAUCAUGCUUCAAUUAGAACUGGUGUUAGAUUAUCUGGUUCUACAGUUAAAACUUUCCCUCAUAAUAAUAUGAUUGCCUUGGAAAAAAUUCUUAGAGAACAAAUUUCUCAAGGUCAACCAAGAUCUCAUCGUCCAUGGAAAAAAAUCAUUGUUGCAGUUGAAGGGCUUUAUUCAAUGGAGGGUACAAUGGCAAAUUUACCUGCAUUAAUUGAAUUAAGAAGAAAAUAUAAAUUUAAUUUAUUUGUUGAUGAAGCUCAUUCAAUUGGUGCUAUUGGUCCAUCAGGUCGUGGUGUUUGUGAUUAUUUUGGUAUAGAUCCCUCAAAUGUUGAUUUAUUAAUGGGGACUUUAACUAAAUCAUUUGGUGCUGCAGGUGGUUAUAUUGCUGGUUCACAACAAAUUAUAAAUCGUUUAAAAUUAAAUAUUAAUUCACAAAAUUAUGCAGAAUCUAUCCCUGCACCUGUUUUGGCACAAAUUAUUUCUUCGUUAAAUAUCAUCUCGGGUGAUUUAAAUCCUGGUGAAGGUUCGGAAAGAUUAGAAAGAAUUGCUUUUAAUUCACGUUAUUUAAGAUUAGGUUUACAAAGAUUAGGUUUUAUCGUAUACGGAGUUGAUGAUUCACCAGUGAUUCCAUUAUUAUUAUUCGCCCCAGCCAAAAUGCCAGCAUUUUCACGUAUGCUAUAUCAAAGAAAAAUUGCAGUUGUUGUUGUUGGAUACCCGGCAACUCCACUGACUUCAUCAAGAGUUCGUCUUUGUGUUUCUGCAUCUUUAACAAAAGAAGAUAUUGAUUAUCUUUUACGUCAUUUAUCCGAGGUGGGUGAUAAAUUAUUUUUAAAAUUUAGUUCUGGUAUUGCUGGUGGUUCUUUAGAUGGUUCACCACCAAGAUGGAAUAUUGAAGAUGUUUUGAAAGAGACUCCAAAGGAUUGUAAAGAAUCUAAAUAUUUUAUUGCAACUGCAAAUAAUUGA